AAGAGCGUCCUCGCAGGGUGUGGUGGGACAGCACAGUCCUCCGGUGGAGGACUCACUUAGAGCACCAGCCAAGCUCCCCCGGCUGGCUUGGCUUGGCUUGGCUGACUGGGGUUAGCUAGCGGCAGUGGCAGAAGUUGCCUAGGCCAGCGUCUCCGACCAACAACACGGUGUCGUUCGCCCUUUAAUCGUCGUCGGCGGCGUGUGUGUCACCCUCACCGGCCGCGGCGGUUCUCGUCGUCGGUCCGCUAAAGUAAACCAUGGGCUCGCAGACCCUCCAGAUCCUAAGGCAGGGGGUCUGGGCUUCAAUCACCGGCGGGUGGUACUACGACCCCGACCAGAAUACGUUCGUCAACGCACUCCAUCUCUACAUCUGGCUCUUCCUGCUAUGCUUCCCCUUCACGCUGUACAUGGCGUUGCCGUCCACCAUGGUCAUCGUGGGCAUCUACUGCGGCGUGAUCGCCGUCAUGUUCCUGCUGCUCAAGAUAGUCAUCUACCGGCUGCACCACACCCUGGACGAGGGCGAGGUGGUGGAGUUGCAAGCCAAGAAGACGCAGGGUGGCCGAGGCGGCGUCGAGGGGGCGCGCGACAGUGGCGCCACCCGACGUCAGGACAGCAACGGCCCGGGCGACCCUGGAGGUGGGAUCGAGAUGGCCGACUUUAUCAGGCAAGAGACCCCGCCGGUGGACUGCAGCUCGCGAAACUCCUACAUUGGGAUGGAGCAGCAGACGGCGUCCACCCCCGGGAGAACGACGGGAGCCAAAGAUGUGGGAAAGACGUCAGAUGACAUCAGCUUGACUCUGGUGGAGAGCUGCAGUCACGAUCACGAUCUGCUCUCAGACACAAAGAUGUACUGCUUGGUUCCCAACGACUCCUUUGGCUCUCUGCAGCCCUCCACUUCCUUGUGCCCGUCCGAGCUGUCGCGAGAACCCGCCGAGCUCUGCAAUUCCACCGCGUACCACUGUAGCCUGUCCCAUGAGGAGACCGCCCCUCAUGUGUCCUCUCAGUCGCAGACCUUUAGGAAGGAGCCCCGUUCACGUGGCCUGCCUCGGACCUCCAGCUCGGCAGGGUCCGCCUUCACCGAACCCGGCCUGCCGGACUUUGCACUCUAUCCGCCCCCCAGGAGGGGCUGCCUGGAUCCCGUGUGCGAGCUUGAGGCCGCCCGGCCGCAGCGGGAGGCAGAGGAGCGGCUCUACCAGCAGGACCAAGCAGUGGCCUCCACCUCAGGGCUGGAAUGUUACAGGCACAAAAACCUACAGAGGGUAUCCCGCUCCGUUUCCAGGGAAGCCGGAGAGGGCGGCUCAGGUUUGUACCAGGCGGACGCGGGUGGCAGCGGGAAGGGCCCCAACGUCGGGGGCAAAUCCCGGCGGGGCGAGCGCAGUGCAGAGAGCCUACGCAGCCUGAGCACGCGCAGCAGCGGCUCCACCGAGAGCUACUGCAGCGGCACCGACCGUGACACGAACAGCACCAUCAGCAGCUUCCACAGUGAGCAGACUAGCUCCACGCACGUGGAGAGCCUGCUGUCACUCGUGGGGGACGAGCGGAUACAGGACCGGGUGGAAGCGGUGGCCGCCCACGCUGACAUCAGGGCGUGCUCCCGGGGCGUUGGCAGCCUUCCCUCCAGGGAGGCCAAUAAAAACCCACACGCAAACGAGCUGACUGCUAACCAGCCGGGAACGGCCGGGUCCUCGGCACCUCCCGAGCUCACCCAGGGCAGCAGGAGUUCAGAAGAGCCAGGCACAAGGACCAGUGCCGUUGGUUCAGUCGAAGUGGUCGCAACCGACCAUGUUCAGUCAAGCAACCUCGUUCAGAGAACUUGUUCCUUGUCCGCCGGCCGCAGUGGGCGGCGGCGGACAAGCAAGAAACGGGCGAGCAGUUUUGACAGCAGCCGCCACCGGGACUACAUGUCGAAGCGGGGGAUGGCCAAGCCUUGUAGCGCCGUGUUCAUCGGGGGCGGUGGAGAGGAGGACUCCAGUGACCACAGUGAGCUCAGCUGUACCUUCAGCCUACCCUCCGCCCGCCACCUGAGCACGGAUAGCUCCUCCAGCGCUACUUCGCGUUCCUGCCACUCACCCGAGGGGCUCUGCCGGGCCCUCAAAGCCAAGCACACCGCAGCCAAUGUGGCCUCCUCUGCAGCGUUGGAGGCGGGAGCACGGGCGGGAGGGAGGCGCCGCGCCUCCCGGCGGACCCCCAGCACAGGCAGCGCCAAGACGCACGCCCGGGUGUUGAGCUUGGACAGUGGCACCGCCGCCUGCCUUAAUGACCCUACACGCCUCAGCGCUCCCGCCCGGCCCCGGCCCCUCACCACCUCCAAAUCGGACCUGGAAGCCAAAGAAGGGGAGGUACUGGACGCCGCCUCUUUGAUGGGUCGCGCCACUCAACUCGAGUCGGUGACGCGCUCCAGGAACAGUCUGCCCAACCAGGCCGUGUUCACGGAGACUCAGGACGCCAGCCCUUCUUGCAUGCGGGCCCCGGGCAGCGAGGAGACAGUGGUGUUCCGCCGCGAGCGGAGCACGUUUCGCCGGCAGGCGGUGCGGCGACGGCACAACGCGGGUAGUAACCCCACGCCGCCUUCCUCCCUCAUUGGCUCUCCCCUCAGUCUCCAGGAGGCACUCAGCCAGGCCUCCCAGCCUCCCGCCUGCCAGGCCAUAUCUACUCAGCCGUCUCGCACCGCCUCCCAGGUGACGGUGCUCAGCGCCAGCGCCUCCCUGCUGGCCAGAAACGGAAGCGCACACCUGGAGGGCUCUCAGGACAAGGCUUCGACGGUCGGCGCCAGCAGCUUGCAGGAUGACCUCGGCAAACUCACGCCCUCCUUGUACGAAGCUGCCGGUUGCGACAUGUCCCUGGUCAACUUUGAGCCUGCCACUAGACGAGCCUCUAAUAACAUUUGGGACACCGACUCCCACCUCUCCAGUUCUACCUCAGUUCGCUUCUACCCUCAUGACCUGCUCUCUUUCACCCAGAUCCGCCUGAACCGCCUGCUCACCAUGGACCCGGAGCUGCUGGAGCAGCAAGAUGCCGACCUGAGCCCGGAGCUGCAUACUGUGUCACUGGGGCCCGACGACCCGGCGUCCGCCGCCACUGUCGGCAAGGCCAAGCAGUACUACCGCCUGUGGCUCAUGCCUUACCUGUGGGUGGGCCUGCACUUUGACCGCCUCACUCUGCUGGCGUUGUUUGAUCGGAACCGAGAGGUUCUGGAGAACGUGCUGGCCGUGGUGCUGGCCGUCCUUGUGGCCUUCUUGGGCUCGGUGCUGCUGGUGCACGGCUUCUUCACCGACAUCUGGGUCUUUCAAUUCUGCCUCGUCAUUGCCAGCUGCCAAUAUUCGUUGCUCAAGAGCGUUCAACCUGACUCCUCCUCCCCGCGACAUGGCCACAAUCGCAUCAUCGCCUACAGCCGGCCCGUGUACUUCUGCCUGUGCUGCGGACUCAUCUGGCUGCUGCACUACAGCAGCCUGAGGACCAGUUCCUCGCGCUUUACGAUGUACGGUGUCGCUCUCACCAGCUCGUUCGUCCUUGCCUCCGCCAGGGACCUCGUCAUAGUGUUCACUCUGUGUUUCCCCGUCAUCUUCUUCAUGGGCCUGCUGCCACAGGUCAACACAUUUGUCAUGUACCUCUUUGAGCAGCUGGACAUCCACGUCUUUGGGGGCAACGCCUCCACCAGCCUGCUGUCAUCGCUUUACAGCGUCCUCCGCAGCGUACUCACAGUCGCUCUGCUGUACGGCUUCUGCUAUGGCGCCUUGAAGGAAACCUGGGAGCCUCAUCACAUCCCUGUGCUCUUCUCCGUUUUCUGCGGCCUGUUGGUGGCCGUGUCCUACCACCUGAGUCGGCAAAGCAGCGACCCGUCUGUACUCAUCUCGCUGAUACAGUCGAAGAUUUUGCCCAACCUGAGAGACAGCAAUCCGGAGGACCCCCUGUCGGAAGUGCAGGAUCCCCUGCCCGAGAAGCUGAGGGCCACAGUGAACGAGCGUCUACAGUCCGACUUGAUUGUCUGCGUGGUCAUCGCCGUGCUCUACUUCGCCAUCCACGUCAGCACCGUCUUUAUCGCCCUGCAGCCCUUCCUGAGCUACGUGCUGUAUGCACUGCUGGGCACAGUGGGGCUGCUCACGCACUACCUGCUACCCCAGGUGCGCAAACAGCUGCCCUGGUACUGCUUCUCACACCCGCUGCUCAAGACCAAGGAGUAUUACCAGUUUGAAGUCAGGGACGCGGCUCACGUGAUGUGGUUCGAAAAGCUGCAUGUGUGGCUGCUCUUCGUGGAAAGAAACAUCCUCUAUCCGCUCGUCAUCCUCAACGAGCUGAGCGGCAGCGCCAGGGAGCUCGCCAGCCCCAAACGACUGGACACCGAGGUGGGGGCACUGAUGAUCACUGUGGCAGGCCUGAAACUGCUGCGCUCGUGCUACAGCAGCCCCACCUACCAGUACAUCACCGUCCUCUUCACCGUGCUCUUCUUCACAUUCGACUAUCGACACAUGUCGGAGACACUGCUGCUGGACCUCUUCCUCAUGUCCAUAGUCUUCAGCAAGUUAUGGGAGCUUUUCUACAAGCUGCACUUUGUCUACACCUACAUCGCGCCCUGGCAGAUCACGUGGGGCUCGGCUUUCCACGCCUUUGCUCAGCCCUUCGCUGUACCUCACUCAGCUAUGCUCUUUGUCCAGGCCCUGGUAUCAGCCAUCUUCUCCACCCCCCUCAACCCCUUCCUGGGCAGCGCCAUCUUCAUCACAUCUUACGUCCGGCCCGUCAAGUUUUGGGAGCGCGACUACAACACCAAAAGAGUGGAUCAUUCCAACACCAGGCUUGCCUCGCAGCUAGACAAGAAUCCAGGCUCGGACGACAACAACCUCAACUCCAUCUUCUAUGAGCACCUGACGCGCUCGCUGCAGCACAGCCUGUGCGGUGACCUGCUGCUGGGCCGCUGGGGCAACUUCAGCACAGGUGAAUGCUUCAUCCUGGCCUCGGACUACCUCAACGCCCUGGUGCACCUGGUGGAGAUCGGCAACGGACUGGUCACCUUCCAGCUCCGAGGGCUCGAGUUCCGAGGUACCUACUGCCAGCAGAGGGAAGUUGAGGCCAUCACCGAGGGGGUGGAGGAGGACGAGGGCUGCUGCUGCUGUGAGCCGGGCCACCUUCCGCACGUCCUCUCCUUCAACGCCGCCUUCGGGCAGCGGUGGCUGGCCUGGGAGGUGCUGGUCACUAAGUACGUGUUGGAAGGCUACAGCAUCACUGACAACAGCGCCGCCUCCAUGCUGCAGGUUUUCGACCUGCGACGCAUACUUACCACCUACUAUGUCAAGGGUAUCAUCUACUACGUGAUCGCUUCGCCCAAGCUGGAGGAGUGGCUGUCUAACGAGACCAUGAAGGAGGGUCUGCAAGCAUGCGGUGAGAGGAACUACGUGGACCUGGAUCCCACCUUCAAUCCCAACAUCGAUGAGGACUACGACCACCGACUGGCCGGCGUCUCCAAGGACAGUUUCUGCAGCGUUUACCUGGGCUGGAUCCAGUACUGCAACUCUCGUAGGGACAAGCCUCUGGACAACAAGAGGGACUCUCCCCUGGUGCUGCUUUGCUUCGGCCUGUGCGUGCUGGGAAGGAGAGCGCUAGGAACGGCGGCUCAUCACAUGUCCAGCAACCUGGAGUCUUUCCUGUACGGGCUUCACGCUUUGUUUAAAGGAGACUUCCGCAUCUCUUCGACACGAGACGAGUGGAUCUUUGCCGACAUGGAGCUUCUCAGGAAGGUGGUUGUGCCUGGCAUCCGAAUGUCCCUCAAACUUCACCAGGACCACUUUACCUCGCCGGACGAGUACGACGAGUCGGCGGUGCUCUUCGAGGCCAUCUCGACCCACCAGCAGAACCUGGUCAUUGCCCACGAGGGCGACCCGGUGUGGCGCAGCGCCGUGUUGUCCAACGCCCAGUCGCUGCUCGCCCUGCGCCAUGUGCUUGACGAGGGCACUAACGAGUACAAGAUCAUCAUGCUCAACCGUCGAUACCUCAGCUUCAGAGUCAUCAAGGUGAACAAGGAGUGCGUGCGGGGCCUGUGGGCGGGGCAGCAGCAGGAGCUGGUGUUCCUACGGAACCGCAACCCUGAGCGUGGCAGCAUCCAGAAUGCCAAGCAAGCGCUGCGCAACAUGAUAAACUCAUCGUGCGACCAGCCCAUCGGCUACCCUAUCUACGUGUCGCCGCUCACCACCUCCUACUGUAACUCGCACCCGCAGCUGGGCCACGUCCUGGGUGGGCCCAUCAGCAUCGCCAACAUCCGCAACUUUGUGGUCGGCACCUGGCACAGGUUACGAAAAGGCUGCGGUGCAGGUUGUAACAGCGGAGGGAAUAUCGAGGAUUCUGACGCUGGCGGAAUGUCCUGCGGCAGCGGGAGUGGGAUGGCGGGCGACUCACAGCAGAGCUCCAUGUCGCAGGGUGGUAAUUCCGGACCCGGCGGUCCUCACUCGUACCAGCAGCACGCUCUAGGCUCCAGUCAGAGUUCGCAGUCCGUCCAGUCUAGUCUGGUGCGCCACUCCCCAGCCCGGGCCUCCAUGGCCAGCCAAUCGUCUUCGUAUCGCUACGGCGGCAGCAGCCGCCACUCAUCGCUGCGCACGUCUGCCACUGGCCUGGAAGCAUGCCGGCGUUCCUCCACCAGCCAGCUGUCCCUUCGCACGCUGCCCACCUCACUGCAGCUGCGGCUGGGCUCCACCUCGGACCCGGCCGGCCCAUCUGCGUCGCUUUCCAGCCACAGCAUCCCACCAUGCAAGCGCCACACGUUGGUGGGCCUCCUGGGGAAUGACGGCCUGUGCGCCGUGGUGACAGACCCCCUCGGCCAGCAUCACCAUCACCACCACCACCAGCAGCAGCAGCAUCUUCAUCAUCACCACCCGUACCACCACCCGCAGCAACAUAACCCUGUCAUCUCCACAGUGCGUAGGGAUGACAUCUCCUACAGAGUGCAGAUUAUGGACCCGACUCAGGUGCUGGAGAACCUCAACGUGUCCAAGCGGAAGGAGCUGCAGUGGCCCGAUGAGACCGUGAGACUGCGGGCAGGGCGGACCUGCUGGAGGGACUGGAGCCCCCUGGAGGGCAUGGAAGGACAUGUGAUUCACCGGUGGGUGCCUUGUAGCCGCGAGCCGGCCAACCGCUCCCACUUGGACAAGACCAUCCUGCUGGUACAGGUGGACGACAAACUUGUGCCCAUCAUCGAGACAGGUGUCAUCGAACUGGGCGCUGAGGUUUAACGGGAGACGAAAAUACCAAGCACACCAAGAACAAACACAGGACACGGGAGUGCUUGGAAUUGAACCGCAAAUGAAAACGUGCAAGCCGAAGCAGGGUACGCUUUUCAGGGCUAACGUUAGCUGUCUGACACAUUGUGUGAUGUCACGCAUGAAGUUGACCUCUGCUAACGGCUAACUAGCCGCUAUUGACACACAUUACUGAAGGUUGUGCUUGUUUUCUACUUUGUGUGGCAUCAAACAGUGGGGUCGACUGCUUACAAUAGCUGUUAACUGCUAACUAGCUUCUACUGUCGCUUGUUAUCGAUGGUCGAGCUAAUGGCUAGGUAGCCGCUAAUGGGUAAAUAGAAGGUAGAAGAUUGUGCUUUUUCGACUGGGCAUGACAUUGAACAAUGUGCUUCAUGCUAACUAGCGGCUAUCGUCAUUUGUUAGAGAAGGUUGUGUGCAUUUUCAACUCUACGUGUGGCAUCACAGUGUGGUCGACUGCUAACUAUAGCCGCUAACUAGUUGCUGCCGUUGCUUGUUAACGGCGGUUUAGUUAAUGGCUGGGUAGCUGCUAAUGGUUAAAUAGAAGGUAGAAAGUUGUCCGUUUUAGACUGCGUAUCAUCACAAUGUGGUUGACUGAUAACGCUAGCUGCUAUCAUCGCUUGGUAUCGAAGGUUGAGCAUGUUAUCAACUUUGCUUUUGACAUGGCACUAUGUGGCCGACUGCUCACAUUAGCUGCUAAUGCCUACUUACCCGCUGUAUGACUUGAUAACGAAGGUCAAGCAAAUAGCUAGUAGCCAUUAACGGCGAAGUAGCGACUAUCGUCGCUUAUUAUAAAAGGUUGUGUGUGUUUUCGAUUACAAGAGCCUCAUAUUUAUUUGGUGACGUUGCGCAAUGUGGUCAGCUGCUAACGGUAGCACGCUAACUGCUAGCUAGCUGUUAUAGUUGCUUGUUAUCAAAGGUUGCACAUUUAUUGACUUAAUGUGACAUCGCACAAUGUGGUCAACUGCUAAUGUUAGCAACUAACUAGCCCAAUCUCAACAGAGGACAAUUUUAUGUGUCUGCUAAGUAGCCACUAACAGCUAACUGGCAGAUAUUGUCACUUGUUAACGAGAGCUAUAUAGCCGCUAUCGUCACUGGUUACCAAAGGUCGAGCGUGUCAUCGGCUUUACGUGUGGCAUUGCAGAAUUUGGUCAACAGCUAAAAUUAUCAGCUCACGGUUAAGUAGCCGCUAAAGGCUAAGCAGCAGCUUUCGUCGAAACUAGAGCGUGUAAUUAACUUUUCAUGUGACAUCGCACAAUGUGGCUGACUGCCAAAAGGUAACUAGCAGGUAUUGUCGCUUGUAACCACCAUUGCACAGUGAGGUUGACUGCUAAUGAUAAUCGCCAGCAACUACCUUAUCGACUUUACGCGUGACAUGGCACAGUGUGGCCUAACUAGCCACUGUCAGCUAACUAGCCCUACCUUAUUUCAAUUUUGCUAAGUAGCCAGCUACGAUCACUUGUUAUAGAAGUUUCACAAUCUGGUCGACUGCUUACAUUACCCGCUAAUGGCUAACUAGUCGCUGUCAUUGCUUGUUAUCGAAGUUUGAGCAUAUUAUCGACUUCAAGUGUGACUAAGUGCUAAUUUCUAGGUACUGUCACUCGUUAGCCAAGGUGCAGCUAAUGGCUUAAUAACAGCAAACAGCUUACAUUCGGCUAUUUUAAAAUGUUAUAGAGGGUUGUGCUUGUUUGCGAUUUUGAGGUCAACUGCUAAUGUUAGCCACUAGCGGCUAAGUAGUCGCUAACUGUUAAGUAACUGAUUACCACUCGUUUAAAAAAAAAAAAAAGUUUCGCGUGCCAUCAAUUUUUACAUGUGACCAGCCAACUGCCAGGAUUGGGCACUAACAGCUAACUAGCCGCUAUCGUCGCUUGUUAUCAAAGCUCAAGCACGUUAUUUACUUUGCGUGUGACAUCGUACAAUGUGGCCAACUGCUAACGUUAUCCGGCUAAGUGGCUGCUAUUGUUACUUAUUGAAAGUGAAACCUGAUGUCGAUUUUACGUGACAUCGUACAAUGCGGUUCACUGCUAAUGUUAGCUGCUAACGACGAAGUCGCAGUUAACAGCUGCUAUCGUCACUUGUGAAAAGAGGAACUUAAGAGUUCUCCUCCUCCCCCUCCCCCAGCUGAGGGGGAAAUGAACCACAGGGGAAAAAGUGCAAGUCGAGGCAGACUUUUUUUUUUUAAUUAUUAUUAUUAUUAUUUUUAUUUAUAUAAGCGCCUCCCUACCUUCUUCCUCAUUGUCACAAUCUGCCUUGCUUUUAUCGUCUUGGGAAAAAUGCUGCAUGACAGUCAAAGCUCAUUGAUUUCUAUGCAUUUUUGUUGAUAAAUUUUUUUGUUAAUACUUUGCCAAAUAUGCCUGGUAAUGACAUUUCUGCUACCACCCGUACCCCGCCCCGUUGCCAUGACGACAGAGGACGUCUCAUUGUAGUCAUUCCACUCGGAUUAGUUUGAAAAUAUUGACUUGCACUAUAAUUUUUAUUUACAGUGAUGCACUACAAUCGCAAGUAUGUUUGUAUAUCAUUUUAUAUAUAUAUAUAUAUUCUCGCUCAGAGUCCAUAGGCUCCAGCACGCCCGUGACCCUAGUGAGGAUAAGCGGUACGGAAAAUGGAUGGAUGGAUAUAUAUUUAUAUAUCUCACACACGUAUUUAUUACAACAGACUCUGAAUGGCCGUGGUUAUACCGAUGCCUUGGAAUGACGAUUCAAAUGCAAUCACCCUUCUUUUUUCUUUUACUGACUUGAAAAUAACUUUUUACUGUAUAUUCAUAUAUAAAUUUAUACACACACACACACGUAUGUAUAUAUGUGUGUGAGUGUAUAUGUGUGUGUAUAAAAUGUGUAUAAAAUAUUUAUUACUGUGAACAUGGUAUUUACACUAUGCUUUUUGAGAUUGCGAAAAAAAAAAGGUUGUUUUAAGGACCAUGGGGUUGAAAACAAGAUGCAGAUAUUUUUUUUUUGAUGGAUUGUUUAAAUAUUUAACUUAAUUGCUUUUCUAUAUUGAGAAAUAAAAGUUUGAUUUAUUGCAGA
This is a messenger RNA of Phycodurus eques (leafy seadragon), 10261 nucleotides long. RefSeq names its product pecanex 1 (gene pcnx1). Bases 258 to 7214 code for a protein of 2318 amino acids. Lineage: Eukaryota; Metazoa; Chordata; Actinopteri; Syngnathiformes; Syngnathidae. Gene Ontology annotation, cellular component: membrane. The record is from RefSeq and is a predicted model, not a curated record. The transcript is spliced from 35 exons.